GGAGAGAAAGCACGACGUGAGCAUGUCUGGGUCAGUGUUUGCCUCAAUGCCGUGUUGGACGGGCCCCGGCCGCGGCAGCCGCCCGCUGGCCCUGCGCCGCCACGGCCGAGCAAAUGGCGCCCCGCGUCCACGGAGCUGGCGACGCCAUCGACUGCGAGACCGCGCCCGAAGGGGCGGCGGUCCCGCGGGAGUCCGAGGAGAGCGUGGCGGCGGCCGUCGCGGCGGAGCUGAGGGCGCUUGAGGCCGCCGCGGCGGGCGGCGGGGCGCCGUUGGACGUGGCAUCCGACGGCGACGAGGCGGCGGAGCAGGGGGAUGGCGGCCUCGUGGCCGGGGUAGCGAAGCAGGUCCGGCAGAUCCACUCGCUGCUGGACGCGGGGCUCGCCUCCGUCGUCAACUGCAGCUGCGAGUCCGCCGCCGUGCCCGCCAAGCGGCCGCACGAGGAGACGGAGCCAGGCGGCCCCGGCAAGAGGCAGAAGCCCACUGCCCCAGCGCUGGACGGCGAGGAUGCGGCCCGGGCCGCCGAGGACAAGCGCGACGUGGUCGUGAAUUUCGCGCAGGUCGGGGAGGACUUCGCGAGGGCCGUGCUCGGCUGCGACGACUUCGACUGGGAAGGCGUGCGCCGGUGUGUAGAGUAUCUGCCGCAGCGCGGUCUGCGGGUCAUCGGCGUGGCCGCGAAGGGCUUCCGGGGCCAUGACAGCUGGUCUGGGGAUGUGGGCCCGCUGCCGCACGACAUCGGCGCCUCUUGCCAGCUGGUGGAGGAGGCCUCCCGGCGAUUCUGCUCCAGGCGCGCGACCGCGGCCGCCCGCCUGAGGAGUUGCCUGCUGGUGGACGGCGCGGGCCAGGGGGACAACGACGACGACGGCGGCGCCCAGCACCCGCAGCGGAUCCGAUACUGCUUCGACGACCAGUUCGGCGCCUUCACCGACGGCCGGUCCUCGGCGGGCGCGGCCGCCGACGCCGCCGCGGGGCCAGCGCUAGGCCCCUGCUUCCCCCAGGGCGACGGCGAGGCGCUUGACGCUGCCGCGGGCGAGGAGGCGGCGAGCGCGGCGGUGGAGGCGGGCGGCGUGUGCAUCGCCUCGGUGCAGUUCAGCGGUCCCGCCGCCGCCCCAAUCUCGAUCUUGAGCCGCUAGAGAUCGACUCCGACGGCGAGGCGGGCCCGCCAGCCCACAGCCCGCGGUCCCCGCGGCGGGCGACGGCGGCGAGCCUCACCUGGCGGGCGUCGACGAGCGGGCCUACUACGCGCAGGCCGAGAUGGACACGUGUGAGCUGGCCGCUGCGGAGGGCUGAGAGGCGACCGCGGGCCAGCGCCCCCCUCGCCAGCCGCGCCCGCCCGUGGCGCCUCGGCAGGCGCGCGGGGAGGUGCUCCUCGCCCCCGCCUCGGCAGGGCUCGUGCCUCUCUUCUUGUCUGGCACCGUCGGUUUCGUGCCCGACGCCGCCCCCGAGAGUGACC
Molecule: messenger RNA, 1450 nt
Organism: Prorocentrum cordatum
Lineage: Eukaryota; Dinophyceae; Prorocentrales; Prorocentraceae
Source: the annotation of a GenBank genome assembly